AUGACGACUCUUGCGGAACCAGUCGCAGGUCCGUCUUCUGGCUCGCAUGCUAUCAAUGCCAGCAGUCACGCCAACAAUGACCUCCCCAAGCGCAAAAGAGCUCGCACCAGAAAGAGGAAGUCCGGAGCAGCUGCAGGCCCCACCGAUCAAGACGACGAGGACGAAGAAAGCCAUCAAACCUCAAUAAUUGGCAAUGAAACGAUCCCUGUCAAUGAUCAUGCGUCAACUUCUGCAUCGAGCUUGAAGGGCAAAGGAAAAGAGACCGCUCCCACAUCAGCGAAGCAGCCGCCUAUGGACUCUGUAAAGGUAGCGCCCGCCUCUGCGACCUCUGAUGUGGUCACUACCAGCGAGACGGCCAGCAAACGGACAGACGAAGCAGAUAGCGACGACGAUGAUGAAGCAGGAGAGGGUAACGCGGCAGGGCGGAAAAGGAAACGAACUCGCAAGAGGUCUAAGAAGGGCGGUCAGGCUGAUACUGCUACCGCGGCAGGCAGCGAGAGCAAUGGCGCAAAAGCAGCCCAAGGCGCAGAGUCAGCUGUAGCGCCUUCAGCAGCGGCUCAAGCGCCAGGUGAGGAGCUAUCACAGCAGCUUGCUCAAACACCAGACCCAGCACAAGACGAGUCCAUCAGCCAGGGAGCUAAGAACGCUCUGAUCUAUGCCUACAUCUUCUGCACAUCUCGCCAAGUCUGGAAAUUCCAGAAGGCGAAGGAAGGGUGGCUCUUGCGUCACAUCCUCGACCACCCGUCACCCGCUGCAACAGAAACAGCGGCACCAGCAUCAGCCGAGCCGGUGGCCAGAACUGACACUGUGAGCGGUGAGCCUGCAGACGAAGCGGCUCAAGAGGAACAGGUCGACACUUCGAUCCCAGAUGCAUACAUUGCACUCGUUGGGCACUACCUGUCAACGAUGCAGGGCAAGAGCAAGGACAGGCUGAGGGAAGAGCUUCAAAGGGCUAUUGCAGCUGCAGAGGCGCUUCCGACCGAAGCUCCAGAAAUCGAGCAACCUCAAGAGCUUGCUUCUGCGCCAGCAAGCGAGCCCGAGGUAAUAGCAAACGGCGACAGCAAGGGUGUGAGGUUCGCGGACAUGGCCGACGAGAGCAAUGAGCAAAGCAGCGCGAGGGAGGACGUUGAGAAGGCAAAGAGAGAACGACUUAGGUGGCAAGCAGCCAGGGCGCGAAGUGUACUGAACAUCCUCGGAGCACAAUGA
Messenger RNA from Microstroma glucosiphilum, 1206 nucleotides. RefSeq lists its product as hypothetical. The record is from RefSeq and is a predicted model, not a curated record. The transcript has 2 exons. Bases 1 to 1206 code for a protein of 401 amino acids. Lineage: Eukaryota; Fungi; Basidiomycota; Exobasidiomycetes; Microstromatales; Microstromataceae.